This is a messenger RNA of Nerophis lumbriciformis (worm pipefish), 753 nucleotides long. NCBI's taxonomy places the organism in Eukaryota, Metazoa, Chordata, Actinopteri, Syngnathiformes, Syngnathidae. The record is from RefSeq and is a predicted model, not a curated record.
UUCCUCGCCGUCCAGAUGCAGUUUCGACUCUUCUCAUUUGCCCUGAUAGUAUUGAACUGUAUGGAGUACAGCAACUGUCAGGCGCCGGUACAACGCUGGAAGAGAAACAAAAGAGCUAGCUAUGGAGCGUACCCCAUCUGUAAAGGCUGCUCGGUUUGCUCCAGAGACAAUGGCUGUGUAAACUGUCAGCCCAAACUCUUCCUGUUUCUGCGGAGAGAAAGGAUGAGACAGUAUGGCGAGUGUCUUCAUGACUGUCCAGCUGGUUAUUACGGCAUGCGUAGCCCCGAACUCAACAUGUGUUCCAGGUGCAGGAUAGAGAACUGUGAGUCUUGCUUCAGUAAAGACUUCUGCACCAAAUGCAAGUCAGGCUUUUACCUACACAAAGGACGAUGUUUUGACAAGUGCCCCGAGGGCUUUGCCCCACUAGAGGAUUCCAUGGAAUGCGGAGAUGGCUGCGAGGUUGGGCAGUGGAGUGAAUGGGGAGCUUGUACCAGAAGAAACAAAACCUGCGGUUAUAGGUGGGGUCUUGAGACCCGGACGCGGCACAUUGUGAAGAAACCACCCAAGGACACAAUACCGUGUCCCACUAUUGCUGAGUCUCGCAGAUGCAAAAUGGCCAUGAGGCACUGCAGGAGAGGAGGUUCAGGGAAGCAUCGAUCCAAAGACGCAAAGAAGAAGAACAAGCAGAGACUGCGAUUUUGGGCCCAAAACCAGCACAGUGACCACUUGGCCUCUGCACGCUCCAGCCAGUGA